Molecule: messenger RNA, 909 nt
Organism: Alternaria burnsii
Lineage: Eukaryota; Fungi; Ascomycota; Dothideomycetes; Pleosporales; Pleosporaceae
Product: cytosolic cu zn superoxide
Exons: 2
Coding region: 1-909 (302 amino acids)
Biological process (GO): superoxide metabolic process
Molecular function (GO): metal ion binding
Source: RefSeq, a predicted model, not a curated record
AUGCUUGUCUCAGUCAUCUCCGUCUUGGCCGCGGCAUCCGCUGUCGCCGCUCAGUCCUCGACUGUCAUUCCCGCUCCCGUAGUGACCGGUAACCCUAUCGGCGCCAAAUACGUUGGUACUCUUCCUCCCAAGGAGGGCAGCACCCUCACUGGUUCUAUCGAGGCAACUACUGGCGCCGAUGGCAAGGGCGUCAAGUUCUCCGUUUCGUUCGCUGGCCUCCCCGAGACUGGUGGUCCCUUCAUGUACCAUCUUCACGCCAAGCCGGUUCCUGCUGAUGGAAACUGCACUGGCACUGGCGCUCACUUGGACCCGUACAUGCGCGGCGAGGUUCCCGGUUGCGAUGCCAGCAAGCCCGAGACAUGCCAAACUGGUGACUUGAGCGGAAAGUACGGAAAUGCCACUGAGCAGACUUUCUCGGCCGAGUACACUGACUUGUACUCUGCUACUCUGCCUUCAGACCCUGCUUUCUUUGGCGCCUUGUCCUUCGUCGUUCAUCUCAGCAACAAGACUCGUAUCGGCUGUGCCAACUUCACCAUGAUCGACGCUGGUGUUGAUGGCUUUGGCGCUCCCCCGGCGUCUUCCUCUGCGCCUGAAUCUUCAGGCUACGGCGCUGUUCCUUCAUCCACAGGCUACGGCGCCGCUCCUUCAUCCACAGGCUACGCCGCUCCCCCACUGUCUACUGGCUACCCUAUGAUGCCUCCCACCAACACCUCUUCUGGCUUCGCUCAGCCCUCAGGCAUGCCCCUCUACAACACCACCACUGUCGCUACCUCACCAACUGCUGGUCUGCCCAUCACUCCCAGCGCAGCAUCCUCAUCAGCCCCAGCUGAGUUCACCGCCGGCGCCGCCAAGGUUGCCGGUGGCGCUGGUGCUCUGCUUGCCGCAGCUGCCGCCGCACUUGUCUUGUAG